Molecule: messenger RNA, 891 nt
Organism: Colletotrichum orchidophilum
Lineage: Eukaryota; Fungi; Ascomycota; Sordariomycetes; Glomerellales; Glomerellaceae
Exons: 1
Coding region: 1-891 (296 amino acids)
Source: RefSeq, a predicted model, not a curated record
AUGGCUGGUGUUCAACCCGACGCCAGUAUCUCCCCCGGCGUCUCGACCGAGCCACGCCUUGGACCAGUCCUCGGAGGGCAGACGGGGGCGGGAACAGGAACACAAAACACACCGAGCGGAGCGACGAGGGCACAAACAACACCGACACCCUCAAUAAAGGCGACGCCAUCAUCAUCACCGCCUGCCAGAUCACCAUCUUCAUCAGCCCCAAUAAGGCAAAACACACCCACGCCUUCGCAGACGCCCUCACAAACACCAACACCAACACCAUCACUACCACCAUCACUACCACCAUCACCGCCACCACCACCACCCCCUUCAAGCUCCCCUCGCCCCCUCACCACAUUCAUCACCGUAUCAUACACCACAAACGCAACAUCAACACCCACACCAUCACUAUCAGACCCGCCACCAAUCCCCUCACCGACAUCAGUGCCGGCCGUGAUACCAAUCUCCGCGCCGGGCGAGCAGACGCCCUCGCCAACACCAUCCUUCAUCCCGCCGCCGCCGCCCCCAGUGAUACCAGAAACCACCCCCCUCCUCCUCAACCCCACACCGACACCGACACCGACACCGAGCUCGGGCGGUCACCGCAGCAGCGGCGGCAUCGCCUCGCCGAGCCAGGCAGAGACCUCGAGCGGCAGCAACGUGCAUCUGAUGCCGGCGCUGCCCAUCGCGCUGGGCUCCGUCGGCGGCGUGCUCAUCAUCGGGCUCAUCCUCGGUAUCCUCUACCGCAAGGGCAGGUGGCCGUUCCGCAAGAGGCAAAACUUUGCGCAGAUUGACGAGCUCGAGGUGGAGAGGCAGCAGGAGCUCGAGAGGCAGAAUAAAAUGAAGUGGGAACCGAGGGUCACGAGGACGUAUAGGACGCAGGAUGCGGGCGUCAACUUUUGA